Messenger RNA from Pseudozyma flocculosa PF-1, 1137 nucleotides. RefSeq lists its product as uncharacterized. Gene Ontology annotation, cellular component: mitochondrion. NCBI's taxonomy places the organism in Eukaryota, Fungi, Basidiomycota, Ustilaginomycetes, Ustilaginales, Ustilaginaceae. Gene Ontology annotation, biological process: tricarboxylic acid cycle; isocitrate metabolic process. Gene Ontology annotation, molecular function: NAD binding; isocitrate dehydrogenase (NAD+) activity; magnesium ion binding. The record is from RefSeq and is a predicted model, not a curated record. The transcript is spliced from 2 exons. Bases 1 to 1137 code for a protein of 378 amino acids.
AUGACUGCCACCGCCGCCUCGAUCCUCAAGAACGGCUCCAAGGCCCUGAGGCUCGGCAUGAUGCCCGCCGACGGCAUCGGCCGCGAGGUGCUCCCGGCCGCGCAGCGGGUGCUGCAGGCGACGCCGGGCGCGCCCAAGUUUGAGUUUGUCGAGCUCGACGCCGGCUGGGAGUGCUUCCAGAAGACCGGGUCGGCGCUGCCGCAAAAGACCAUCGACACGCUCAAGAACGAGUGCGACGGAGCCAUGUUUGGCGCCGUCUCGAGCCCCUCGCACAAGGUCGAGGGCUACAGCUCGCCGAUCGUCCGCCUGAGAAAGGAGCUCGACCUGUACGCCAACAUCCGCCCCGUCGUCGGCGUCAGGGGCACCAAGGACGAUCAGAAGUUUAUCGACGCCGUCAUCGUCAGGGAAAACACCGAGUGCCUGUACGUCAAGUCCGAGACCAUCGAGGACACGCCCAACGGCAAGGUGGCCAAGGCGAUCCGCCAGAUUUCGGAGCGCGCCUCGACGAGGAUCGGCAAAAAGGCGUUCGAGGUGGCGCUGGCCCGCGAGCAGCUGCGCGCCAAGACGGGCGUCUCUGCGGCGCGCGGACAGGCGGCCGUCACCAUCUGCCACAAGUCCAACGUGCUCUCGACGACCGACGGCCUCUUCCGCACCUGCGUCCGCGACGUCUACGAAAAGGACCUCAAGAAGAACGGCGGCGCGGGCCGGUACGAGGGCAUUGCGCUCGACGAGCAGAUUGUCGACUCGAUGGUCUACCGCCUCUUCCGCGAGCCCCACGUCUUUGACGUCGUCGUCGCGCCCAACCUGUACGGCGACAUUAUCUCGGACGGCGCCGCCGCCCUCGUCGGAUCCCUGGGCCUCGUGUCGAGCGUCAACGCCGGCGACAGCUUCUUCAUGGGCGAGCCUGUCCACGGCUCCGCGCCCGACAUUGCCGGCCAGCAGAAGGCCAACCCGAUUGCCUCGAUCCGCAGCGCCGCCCUGCUGCUCGAGUACAUGGGCUACACGGAUCCGGCGCUCACCAUCUACCGCGCCGUCGACGACGUCAUCCGCGAGGCCAAGCACCUCACGCCGGACCUCGGCGGCAAGGCGACCACCACCGAGUGCGAGGAGGCCAUCCUCAAGAAGAUCACCGCCUAG